GAUGAAUACAUCCCUGUUUUGUGGAUUGUUGUAGCACGUCGCACACUUCCCGGUCUCCGCAAUUGUGUAAUUAUCCGACCUUUCGCUGAUCUUGACUGUUUCGGAGGAUACAGUCUAGUAACCGCAAUUGAACAAUGUUUGCAGUCAGGAGUGCAUUCCGCCUGGGUGCAAGAAUCACUGAGAUUUCAAGACGAGGAUGCGCUGUCGGUCUUCCCGUGGAUGAUGUCGUCAACGGGCUUACGGAGGAGCAGAUACAACUCCGACAGACAAUCCGGAGGUUCCUAGCCGAGAAACUGGCACCCAUUGCCGAUGAGAUUGACAAGAGCAAUGAAUUUGUUGGGAUGCGGGACUUUUGGAGGGACAUGGGUGAUAUGGGACUUCUGGGUAUCACUGCCCCAUUGGAUUAUGGUGGUUCAGGAUUGGGUUACCUAGAUCAUGUGAUUGUGAUGGAGGAAAUGUCGCGAGUGUCGGCAGCUGUCGCCCUCAGCUACGGGGCCCAUUCAAACCUCUGUGUCAAUCAGAUGGUGCGCCAUGGCAACACGAAGCAGAAGGACAAGUACAUGGCCAAGCUCAUGACAGGAGAGCACGUGGGUGCCUUGGCAAUGAGUGAGCCCAACGCCGGAUCCGAUGUGGUGUCCAUGAAACUGAAGGCCAGGAAAGAAGGUGACCACUACGUUCUUAACGGUGGAAAGUUCUGGAUCACCAACGGGCCAGAUGCAGACGUUCUCAUUGUGUACGCUAAGACAGACCCGGAGGCUCACCAAAAGGGUAUCACAGCUUUCAUUGUGGAGAAGGGUAUGCCAGGGUUUAGCACAGCACAGAAGCUGGAUAAACUGGGAAUGAGGGGAUCCAACACUUGUGAACUUAUCUUUGAGGACUGCAAGAUUCCAGUGGAGAAUGUCUUGGGACCUCUCAACAAGGGAGUCUAUGUGAUGAUGACUGGACUCGACCUGGAGAGACUUGUGCUCGCAGCAGGACCUGUCGGCAUUAUGCAAGCUGUGAUGGACUUUUCCGUUCCCUACCUGCACGUUAGAGAAGCUUUCGGACAGAAGAUUGGACACUUCCAGUUAAUGCAAGCAAAGAUGGCUGACAUGUACACACGCCUGGGUGCAUGUAGACAGUAUUUGUAUAACGUGGCACGAGCCUGUGACAAGGGACACUCUAAUUCCAUGGACUGUGCUGGGGUCAUUCUUUAUUGUGCUGAGAAUGCCACUCAAGUUGCUCUGGAUGGAAUUCAGUGCCUGGGUGGCAACGGCUACAUUAAUGAUUAUCCCAUGGGCCGUUUCCUGAGGGACGCCAAGCUGUACGAGAUCGGAGCAGGCACCAGUGAGGUGCGCAGGCUUAUCAUUGGUCGAGCCUUCAAUGCCAUGUACAAGUAGACCUUGAAAGCUGAAGAGAAGUACACGGACUGGAUCACGACUCACCCAAAGGCCUUACACGAAAUACCAUUAUACACUCUUAGAAAGGUUUCUAAAAGGGUUCUUUGCCUGUCCCUGUGUAGGAGAACCCUGUAUUGGUUCCAGGUAGAACCCUUUCACCCAAUAAAGAACUGUUUUAAGAACCCUUUAGUGAAAAGUUUCUACCUUGGACCAAAACGGUCCCUGUCGGAGAAACAGUCAAGGGAACACUAUGAUUCUCCAUAUCCGCUUUAGUCACGGACAACAAGCACCAGAGUAGCACCAACGGAUGAUGAUUCAUCUGGUGUGGACUUAGAUCUCUACCUCCAGUGUUUUAGAUACCAGUAGUCUGGUAUCAACCCAAUUAAACUGUAUUUAUCAUACUUUUAACAUUUCUUAUUAUUUCAGUAACAAUUUAAUGUAUGGCAUUUUAAUAGGGUUUCAUUGAUUCUACCUUGCAGUGAAAUGACCUUAGUCUAUAUAGUGGAGGAAUCUAGUCGUGUGUGUCUGAGGCAGUGAACCAUACAAUAUGCUCUGUUAUGCAAAGCGUUCUUGCAAGCAGCAGCAUUUUUAAAUCAUGGCGGCAGGGUAGCCUAGUGGUUAGAGCGUUGGACUCAUAACCGGAAGGUUGCAAGUUCAAACCCCCAAGCUGACAAGGUACAAAUCUGUCUUCUGCUCCUGAACAGGCAGUUAACCCGCUGUUCCUAGGCCGUCAUUGAAAAUAAGAAUUUGUUCUUAACUGACUUGCCUAGUUAAAUAAAGAUAAAAAUUUCCCCCUUCCGUUGAUGUUUCCUGGGUACAUGGCUUUGUACACUACCAUUAACGACUUAACACUAUCGUUCUCUUUUUGUGUUGUCACUCUUUUUUUCCAACGUAUUUGUAAACUUUCCAUUUCUCAGUGGUGUUGAGCUGCGUAGAAUGUGAAGUGAAGAUAGUCAGCAAAAACAAUGAUUUUCUAUAAUGGAAAUAUCAUUGUUUACUUUUAAGAGCAUAUUCAAAUGGUUAAAUCAACUAAAAAUUGUCUGAUAGGAAGAACAAAACAAUUGCAAGAUUUGUUAAUUCCUCAAGAUUUUGUUUCAACUAAGUAUCCAAAUUGGUUGGUAUCCUGUUUGUGUAGAAUAAAAAAUUACUUGGAUUUUGCA
This is a messenger RNA of Oncorhynchus gorbuscha (pink salmon), 2539 nucleotides long. It is a transcript of the gene ivd, whose product is annotated as isovaleryl-CoA dehydrogenase. Gene Ontology annotation, biological process: L-leucine catabolic process. Gene Ontology annotation, molecular function: flavin adenine dinucleotide binding; 3-methylbutanoyl-CoA dehydrogenase activity. Lineage: Eukaryota; Metazoa; Chordata; Actinopteri; Salmoniformes; Salmonidae. The record is from RefSeq and is a predicted model, not a curated record. Gene Ontology annotation, cellular component: mitochondrion. The transcript has 12 exons. The coding region runs from base 135 to 1379 and encodes 414 amino acids.